Beta vulgaris subsp. vulgaris (sugar beet) is the source of this 3840-nucleotide messenger RNA. RefSeq names its product protein SLOW WALKER 2. Gene Ontology annotation, cellular component: nucleus. Bases 243 to 3515 code for a protein of 1090 amino acids. The record is from RefSeq and is a predicted model, not a curated record. NCBI's taxonomy places the organism in Eukaryota, Viridiplantae, Streptophyta, Magnoliopsida, Caryophyllales, Amaranthaceae. The transcript is spliced from 17 exons.
AAAAAAAAGUUGGCACAUUUUUACUAAUAUACCCUUGUCCAAACUUCCUCAUUCUCAACUCUCAUCAAAACUUGCAGCAACACAGGGUCACAGUCUCACAGACAUUGCCCUGCGCUCCUCCUGCGGGCCACGCCAUAGCUCUUCAUUUCUCUCUCUCUCCUCCUGCCAUAUUAAGAAUUUUGACCAACCAUUAAACAUAAUUACUCUUAACUUUUGUACUGCUCUAUUUUGGAGGUGUGCUAAUGGCGAAUUCUAAGCCCAAGAAAAGCUCCCAAGCUACACCAGACAAUAUGGAAAAGAUCCAAUCCGACAUUGCUUCGUUUGCAUCUUCCCUUGGCCUUGCAUCUUCUCUUCCCUCUUCUGGCUUCAAUGAUACUGAUUUCCGACCCCGUAAAAAGAAACCGCAAGAACCAAAGAGUUCAUCCCAAGAUAAAAGCCCCAUGUCUCAAAAGUCCCAAAACAAAAAUCCGAAUUCUGCCAAACCCCAAAACAAGAACCCCAAUUCACAAAAACCCCAAAACCACAAACCUAAUACCUCAAAACCCCAAAACCCAAAAACCAAUCCCCAAAAACCCCACAACCAGAAUUCCAAUAUGAAGAAUGACCCGAAAAGCAGAAAAUUUAGCAACAAUAACGGUGAAUUUACUGCUAAUAAUAAUGAUCAGAAGUCAUUUGAAAAGUAUAAGAACCUCCCGAAGCUUCCAUUGGUUAAAGCAAGUGCUUUGGCAACAUGGCACGCAGACCAGGGGGAGUUGGAGGAGAAGGUAAUGGGUGGAGGAGAGAGAAAGAAAAUGGAGAUUGGAGAUGCAGAAGAGUGGAAGAAUCUGGUGGAGAAGAAGAAGGAGCUCGGGGAGAGGUUAUUAGCACAGUAUACUUUUGAUUAUGAGGCUUCCAGGGGACAAAGUGGGGAUAUAAAAAUGCUCAUUGCCACUCAAAGAUCUGGAACAGCUGCUGAUAAGGUUUCGGCUUAUUCGGUUUUAAUUGGUGAUAACCCAAUUGCCAAUCUGAGAUCACUCGAUGCGCUUCUGGCAAUGGUGACGUCCAAGGUCGGGAAGCGUCAUGCACUUACAGGCUUUGAAGCUCUAAAAGAAUUGUUUAUACAAAGUUUGUUACCUGAUCGUAAGUUGAAGACGCUUUUCCAACGGCCCCUCAACCAUAUUCCUGAAACAAAAGAUGGUCAUUCUCUUCUGAUGUUCUGGUAUUGGGAAGAAUGCUUGAAGUCAAGGUAUGAACGUUUUGUCUCUGCACUAGAGGAGGCAUCAAGGGAUAUGUUGCGCAUACUUAAAGACAAGGCAGCAAAGAUUAUGUAUGCAUUACUAAGCACUAAGUCAGAGCAAGAGCGGAGGUUGCUCACGGCACUAGUCAACAAACUAGGGGAUCCUGACAGCAAGGCUGCAUCAAAUGCUGAUUAUUAUUUGACCAACCUUCUAUCUGAUCAUCCAAACAUGAAGGCCGUGGUGAUUGAUGAAGUGGACUCAUUCCUAUUUCGUCCGCACCUGGUUUUGCGUGCAAAAUAUCGUGCUGUUACUUUUCUAAGUAAAACUCGCCUAAGUCACAAGGGGGAUGGGCCCAAGGUAGCAAAGCGUUUGGUAGAUGUGUAUUUUGCACUGUUUAAGGUGCUAAUCUCUGGGGUGGGAAAUAGUAAAGAAAAGGAGAGCAAAGAGACAAAGAAACCAACGGAUGAGGACAAGGAAAUGCUAAAUUCAUCAGGAUCUCACGUGGAAAUGGAUUCACGGCUUCUAUCUACUCUUCUGACAGGAGUCAAUAGGGCUUUUCCGUAUGUUUCUGGAGAUGAAGCUGAUGAAAUUGUUGAUGUCCAGACUCCAAUGCUUUUCCGUCUUGUUCAUUCACAAAACUUCAAUGUCGGUAUCCAAGCAUUAAUGCUUCUUGAUAAAAUUUCUUCCAAGAAUCAAGUUGUCAGUGAUCGAUUUUAUCGUGCUUUGUACUCAAAGUUGUUACUCCCUGCUGCUCUUAAUACUUCCAAGGCAGAAAUGUUUAUAGGACUUCUACUAAGAGCUAUGAAGAGCGAUGUACAUUUGAAGCGUGUAGCUGCAUUUUCAAAACGUCUGUUACAGGUUUCACUUCAACAGCCUCCUCAGUACGCCUGUGGGUGCCUGUUUCUUCUCUCUGAAGUCCUCAAAUCAAGGCCACCUCUCUGGAAUAUGGCAAUUCAAAACGAGGCGGACGAUGAAGAUAUUGAACAUUUUGAAGAUGCUCCGGAUGAUACAGAAAAUUCACCUGAUACUGAAGCUAACAUGCCAAUAAGCAACAAUAGCGAUAAGGAAGGGACCAAUUCUAAAUUGGACUCUGAUGAUGAACAGACCAAUUCUAAAUUAGACUCCGAUGAUGAUUCCGCCCAAGAGGAAGAAGCCUCUUCAGCCUCUUCUGAUGAGGAUGUUUCUGGUGACGAUGAAGACUUAUUGAUGAAAAAGAAUGUUGAGAAACCCCAGGAAUCUAACUCUAGUAAGUUGUCUGUGGACAAUGGAAACCGGCGCGAGUCCUUAACCAAGCAUUCACUACCUGGUGGAUAUGAUCCUCGGCACCGGGAACCUUCUUUUUGCAAUGCGGACCAUACUAGUUGGUGGGAGCUGACUGUACUGGCUUCUCACACGCACCCGUCAGUGGCAACCAUGGCAAGGACUCUUCUUUCUGGAGCCACCAUUGUUUACAAUGGGAAUCCAUUGAAUGAUCUUUCUCUGACUGCUUUUCUGGACAAGUUCAUGGAAAAGAAGCCUAAACAAAGCACAUGGCACGGUGGUUCACGCAUUGAACCUGCUAAGAAGCUUGACAUGAACAAGCAUUUGAUUGGUUCUGAAAUUUUGGCACUUGCUGAAGAUGAUGUAGCGCCGGAGGACCUAGUCUUUCACAAGUUCUACAUGAACAAAAUGAGUUUGUCAACGAAGGCACCAAAGAAGAAAACCAAGAAGAAAGGAGCUGAAGAAGAGCAAGCGGCAGAAUUAUAUGGCGGUGAUGACAGUGAUGAUGAAGAGAUUGAGAACUUGUUGGAUCCCACUGAUCUUCCCCUGGAAGGCGAUGGACAUUAUGAUUAUGAUGAUUUAGACAGGGUUGUCAAUGAAGAUGAUGAUGAUAUAAUAGGCGAUGUUAGUGAAAACGAGAUGGACAUGGAUGAUGGUGAUGCUGCCUUUGAUGACGAUGCCCCUGGUUUUGAUUCUGAUGGAAGUGAUGGUGGUAAUGUCGUAAGUGAUCUAGAUGAUAUGAGUGAUGAUGAUAUCAACAUUGGUGACAUUGACGACAUCAGUGAUGAUGAAGAUGGUCGUGAUGCACGUGUGUCGAAGAAGAGCAAGAAGAAAUCCUCAACAUCUCCCUUUGCUAGUCUUGAAGAGUAUGAGCAUUUGCUAAAUGACGACGAUUCAGGAGAGGAGAAUUUGGAUGGGGAGGAGAAAAUCGAGUCAUCAAAGAAAAGAAAACAUGUUCAAAGCGACAAGAAAAAGAAAGGCAGAAAUUCAGAUGGCAGCAGGAAACGCAAGAAAAAGAAAAGCAAAACUGGUAACUAAGCUGUUGAUUAGUCUUUGUAAUUUGUCAUUGUAUUCCGAUAAUUGGCCAUUUUAAAGUUGAAAACCAUAGUUUAAAUGAGUUUGCAAGUAAUUUAAGAAUGUAGCACAUUAUUUGGGGAGUUUAGGCUUAAUACAAGGGAUUUGGAUAGAAAAAUGGCAGAUUUCAUAUAUUCAGGAUACCUUGGAAACAGGCUUUUGGUGCCAUUACAAUUUUGUAACUUAGAAGGCCAAAAUAUUGAAAAUUUUGUACUAUUAUCUAGGACUCAAAAUCCUUGAACAGUAUCAACACACUUUUUCCAGGAAUAAACGGCUCUAAUUAUAGUUC